Molecule: messenger RNA, 1612 nt
Organism: Parnassius apollo (apollo)
Lineage: Eukaryota; Metazoa; Arthropoda; Insecta; Lepidoptera; Papilionidae
Source: the annotation of a GenBank genome assembly
GUUUUUUGCCCUUAAGACAUGGUUUUUAGAAUAUCAAAACUUUACAUACGGGCUACAAGUUCAUAAUUUAAAAACAAUUGGACAUUAUACACAAAUGGUUUGGGCUACAAGUCACAAAAUUGGAUGUGGACUAGCACAUUGUCCAGGAGGACCUUGGGGACAUUUUUAUAACUACGUUUGUCACUACUGCCCUGGCGGCAACUAUGAUACAAUAACGCAAUAUCCUUAUAAAGGGGGUCCUCCAUGCGGAGACUGUCCACAGAACUGUGUGCAAGACACGCUUUGCACUAAUGCGUGCCCGAGAAGGGAUUACUACUCCAAUUGUAACUCCUUGUAUAUUCCCAAUUUUUGUUUUUAUUCAAUCGUAUUCCCGAGUGACCGAACAACAUGUUUCCCACCCCCACUACGUCUCCGACCCAAUUGUAAUGCAACGGCGGAUACGGCGUCCGGCGCGCGGGCAUUACGACGUCGGCCACCGUACCUCGCGUCCACCUGCCGUCGCGUCAUGGUCUGCGAUGAUGGCUUGCACGCACCAUCGCCUCACGUGCGACGCAAGUCACUCCGCCGCCUUGCAUCCACACGAGGCUUCAAAAUACGAACUUCCAACGAACACGGCUGGAUACGCGUCUUUGAUGGGCUAGAACCUUUCGCUGUUGAAUGUCCAAGCAAACUUGUUAAGAUUUCCAAGAAGACUACAGUCGAAGAAGUAAACAAGAAGCUAGGCCUGAGUAACGAACUUACAUUAUGGCUUCAAACAGGCGGUGAAAAUUCGCGACGUCUUGAACCGAAUGAGUGUCCUUUGCAAAUACAGGAGAAUUUUCUUAUGAAAAGUGGAUGGAUUUCCGAAGCACGGAGAUUACGAUUGGCAGUUGACCCUGAGUUGCGUCAUACACUUCGUUGGUGUGCUGGGCCUUCUGGAACAUCAGGCGGAGUUCUUCAAUCGGGGACUAUCCACUUACUUAAAGGCCAUGUAUUCCCACAGUGGAAACCUCGGAACGCGUACAUCCUUGGGUCCAGACUAUACACCUACGGUGUAACUUGGGAUGUUCUAGAAUUAAGCGGAGGAAGCAUUGAGCUAUGUCAACCUAAAGCUCAAAAGCUGGUGGUUUGCGUAAAGCCUCGUAGUCAUGGAAACAGCCUGCUUGAAUCUGGCGUGAAUCAUCUUUUUCUUGGAUUCAAUACAGUUUGGGAAAGAAAUAUGUGGUUCUGUUGGCUGAAAGAGAAAAGAAUCAUGAUGGUUGAAAUAAAUGUGAUUAAUUCAGAAGAAAGUGAAAUAGAUAGUUUGGACGUAUUCAAUCAACAAUAUAAUGAAGAUAUUUUUCUGGAUAGUUUAGAACCUUCUACGUUCAAAGGAAACAAUGAAAAUGGGAGUACUCAAAGCACGCAACCACCGAACAUUCUAGAUUUAAGUGGAGGUGGCCGCUCGUCACUAGAAGCUGUGCUGACGCAGCAUGCCUCAAACGAUUUCGCGAUACGCGUGUUACGUAUGCGCAGUAGCGCAUUAUCGACGCUGCCCCCGCAGACCUGCACGUUGACAGCGCUCACUCACCUCGACAUCAGUGAUAACAGGAUCUCUGAGCUACCUGCUGAGAUAUGUCAGCUCACACAGUAG